Amborella trichopoda is the source of this 1672-nucleotide messenger RNA. Its product is annotated as alcohol dehydrogenase 1. Gene Ontology annotation, cellular component: cytosol. The record is from RefSeq and is a predicted model, not a curated record. Gene Ontology annotation, biological process: formaldehyde catabolic process. NCBI's taxonomy places the organism in Eukaryota, Viridiplantae, Streptophyta, Magnoliopsida, Amborellales, Amborellaceae. Gene Ontology annotation, molecular function: S-(hydroxymethyl)glutathione dehydrogenase [NAD(P)+] activity; alcohol dehydrogenase (NAD+) activity; zinc ion binding.
CGUUCUAUCAAUUAAAUAUGAAAAAAACUCUCUCUCUCUAGCCGAUGUUUCACACUAUAAAUACCUGGAAAAAGCCAGAACCCAUCCAUCCAAAGUGGAACCAAAGCAUACAGUCCACUUUCUUUGCUUUACAGUCAAUUUAGUUUUCAUCAAACAGAGAGAGAGAGGGGGAGGGGUUAGAGCGAGAGUUCAGGAAAAGAGGGACAGUUUGCUCUUGGGUUUUAUACUUGUAAUAAGUUAAGAGAGAUCAUGGGUAGUACCGCUGGUCAAGUGAUUCGCUGCAAAGCUGCUGUUGCAUGGGAAGCAGGGGAGCCAUUAGUGAUAGAGGAGGUUGAGGUCGCUCCUCCUCAGGCCAUGGAGGUCAGGCUCAAGAUCCUAUACACUUCUCUGUGCCAUACUGAUGUCUAUUUUUGGGAGGCCAAGGGCCAGAAGCCACUGUUUCCUCGUAUCUUCGGUCAUGAAGCAGGAGGGGUGGUGGAGAGUGUUGGUGAAGGUGUGACAGAGCUUCAGCCAGGAGACCAUGUCCUCCCUGUCUUCACAGGUGAAUGUAAGGAAUGUGCUCACUGUAAAUCAGAGGAAAGCAAUAUGUGUGACCUUCUUCGCAUCAACACAGAUAGAGGGGUGAUGCUUAGUGAUGAAAAAUCCCGAUUCUCAAUAAAUGGAAAACCGAUUUAUCACUUUGUUGGGACUUCCACUUUCAGUGAAUACACAGUCGUCCAUACAGGAUGUGUAGCUAAGAUUGAUCCCACUGCUCCCCUUGAUAAAGUUUGUGUUCUCAGCUGCGGUAUUUCAACAGGUUUGGGUGCAACUUUGAAUGUCGCGAAGCCAACUGAAGGAUCAUCAGUGGCUGUUUUUGGAUUAGGGGCUGUCGGCCUUGCUGCUGCUGAAGGAGCAAGACUUGCUGGUGCUUCAAGGAUAAUUGGUGUUGAUGUGAAUCCAAAAAGAUUUGAAGAAGCCAAAAAGUUUGGCUGUACAGAGUUUGUGAACCCAAAAGACUAUGACAAACCAGUCCAAGAGGUGCUAGUGGAGAUGACUAAUGGUGGGGUGGACCGUAGUGUUGAAUGUACAGGGAACGUCGAUGCUAUGAUUGCUGCUUUUGAAUGUGUUCAUGAUGGGUGGGGUGUAGCUGUGCUAGUUGGGGUACCUCACAAGGAUGCAGUGUUCAAGACACACCCCAUGAAUAUGCUCAAUGAAAGGACUCUCAAAGGAACGUUCUUUGGCAACUAUAAGCCGCGUUCUGAUCUUCCCUCUGUUGUUGACAAAUACAUGAAGAAGGAACUUGAACUGGAGAAAUUCAUCACACAUUCAGUCCCAUUCUCAGAGAUCAAUAAGGCUUUUGAUUACAUGCUCGAAGGGGAUGGCCUUCGCUGUAUCAUUCGGAUGGGAGAGUAAUGUCAAAUAGAGGAGUGUAAUAGCUUCAGUUCGGUUUCAACUCGUAUUGCUUUCGGUUCCUGAAACUUGAAGAAGCAAAAAGAAAUAAAGUACUUGUUGGUGGUUGCUUCUAGUUUAAUCGGGUUAUCUUUUUUGAAUCUUCAUUUUUAUCUGUUUUUUUUCCUAUUUUAUGAGGUGUUUAACCUCUUUGUUUCUUUUAUGUGGUUUGUAAAUGAUUGUAACUGGUCGUUGUUUAGUUAAUGGUAAUCCUUUGUGAAUGAAAUUAUCUUGUUUAUGGUAA